AUGCGUGUAGAUAAUAGAUACAGUCCACACAAUGGCGACGUCUUGUGCAGGGGGCGGGCACAGGGCGAGGCAGCAAGUGGCGGUACACCUUCACCCGCCGUUACGCCGGCUAAGAAGGAUCAGCCUCUGUUUCCAGAUAAAGAAUUUGAUUUCCUGGAGCGACCGUCGCAGGAUUUCUUCUGUCCCGUUUCGUUAGAGCUGCUUCUCGAGCCUCAACUCACCUCCUGUUGUGGCCAUCACCUGUCGCUAGAGGUGGCUAACAGGCUGCAGAAGGAAGUGGAAGGAGAAAACGACGACCAACUCUCGUGGCCAGUGAAGGUCUUUGUCACACUAGAGCUACUCAACCAGGCUGGAAACAAUAACCACCUGCAAAGAUGUAUAGCACUGGAGUUCGCUGAAGGGGAGAGAGCUGAGAAGGAUGAUUAA
Messenger RNA from Geodia barretti, 426 nucleotides. The record is from the annotation of a GenBank genome assembly. Lineage: Eukaryota; Metazoa; Porifera; Demospongiae; Tetractinellida; Geodiidae.